Messenger RNA from Thermothelomyces thermophilus ATCC 42464, 306 nucleotides. RefSeq lists its product as uncharacterized. The record is from RefSeq and is a predicted model, not a curated record. The transcript has 2 exons. Bases 1 to 306 code for a protein of 101 amino acids. NCBI's taxonomy places the organism in Eukaryota, Fungi, Ascomycota, Sordariomycetes, Sordariales, Chaetomiaceae.
AUGACCAACUCGUCGAGUACCACUCCUCAAGACUCGCACGUCGGACCAAAGUCAACAGGGGGCAAGGCCUCAGCAGUUCAGACUCCGGCAAACUCGCAUCUGGGGCAGGACAAGCCGGGCAUCUUUGACGAGCAAGGGGCGGUGGGGAAGCAGUUUACACCCGAAGGAGCACUCGGCGGAGCGGCCCAGAAGGUCGGCAGGCCGUUGGACAAGGAGGGCGUGAUCGGCAAGCAGUUCACGACGGAGGGGAGCAUCGGCGGCACGGUGCAGAAUAUGAUGGGCGGAGCGAGCAAGAAGUCGAAUUGA